Messenger RNA from Rasamsonia emersonii CBS 393.64, 1518 nucleotides. RefSeq names its product Xaa-Pro aminopeptidase. The record is from RefSeq and is a predicted model, not a curated record. Gene Ontology annotation, molecular function: manganese ion binding; metalloaminopeptidase activity. The coding region runs from base 1 to 1518 and encodes 505 amino acids. Lineage: Eukaryota; Fungi; Ascomycota; Eurotiomycetes; Eurotiales; Trichocomaceae. The transcript has 3 exons.
AUGGGCGUAUCCCGCGCGAACACUUCUCCCUCAGCCUCGGCGGACCGCCAAGGCGACAUUGACACGCGUGCCAUCGAUAGAUACCAAAUCCGUCUCACAGUGACAGGCUCCAGCUGUGACAAAUACCCUGCCAAGCAACAUGCUCGCAAGGUCGCAGCACAGCUGGGGGCCACCCACGGCCUCAUCUACCUCGUAGGACAGCCAACCAUCCUCCUCGAUGAUUCUGAUCAAGCCAUUGCUUUCCGUCAGCGACGGUAUUUCUACUAUCUCACUGGCGUCGACGAACCGGACUGCCAUGUGACCUACGACAUUAAGAACGAUCUCUUGACCUUAUACGUCCCGGACUUUGAUCUGCGCCAAGCGAUAUGGAUGGGUCCAACUCUCACCGUGGAGGAGGCCCUGGAGAGAUACGAUAUCGAUCGUGCGAAAUACCGCUCCUCGCUGUCGGGGGAUAUUGAAACCUGGGUUCGCAAGUACAACGCAGAUGCUCCUAUCUACAUUCUCCAUGAUUACCAGCGACCUGAAUCCGCUGGCCAGGCGCUCCGGCUAGACUCGAAGCACUUGCAGCCGGCUAUGGACACGUGCCGGGGCGUCAAGGAUCAGCACGAGAUUGAAUUGAUACGGCGUGCGAACAUUAUAUCUGGAUUGGCCCACAAGAGCAUCUUGCAAAAUAUUGGCAAGAUGACCAAUGAAGCCGAGAUCGAGGGUCUCUUCCUCAACACCUGCAUCUCCCAUGGGGCCAAAAAUCAGGCAUAUAACAUCAUUGCUGCCUCGGGGGAGAAUGCCGCCACACUGCAUUACGGGAAAAACAACGAGCCGUUUGGAGAGAGACAGUUGGUGUGUCUGGAUGCCGGGGCUGAGUAUAAGUGCUACGCGUCCGACGUAACGCGCACUUUCCCUCUCAACUCCAAGGGUGAAUGGCCUAGCGCAGAAGCCCGUAACAUCUACCACGCCGUCGAACGGAUGCAGGAAGAGUGCAUUCGACGGAUAAGAAAGGGAGUCCGGUUUCUGGAUCUCCAUGUUCUCGCCCAUGUCAUCGCUAUCGAAGAGUUGCUGAAAUUGGGCAUCCUCAAGGGAGGAACGGUGGACGAAAUCCGCGAGUCCGGGGCGUCGACGGUGUUCUUUCCUCAUGGGCUCGGCCAUCACGUAGGUCUUGAAGUGCACGACGUUUCGGGCAAGUCAAUCAUGGCGUUGGACGACGAAGAUGCAGGAGUAUAUUAUCGCUCCGUGUUGAUUCCGGACACGUGUCGUUCUCCGUGCACGCUGUCAGCUCCAGCUUUGGAAGAGAACAUGGUUGUAACCGUCGAGCCAGGAAUAUACUUUUCCCGUCUCGCCAUCGACAAUGCGCGAAAGCUGCCCCUGUCUAAGUUCAUCGACUUUGAUGUUGCAGAGAAGUAUAUACCCGUGGGGGGCGUGCGGAUCGAGGAUGAUAUCCUGGUCACGGCGGACGGAUAUGAGAACUUGACAACCGCCCCGAAGGGAGAUAAGGCGCUCGAGAUUAUUCGAAACGGGAAGUAG